GCCUAAGAAUUUGCGGGGUGUUGAGCUGAGCUCAAAAGGCAUGGUGGUCAGCCUGUUUUAGGCUUGGUCUGAAUGGAGAAGUCCGUUCGGGUCUAGUUUGAACUUCUUGCAUGUCAAGCCGUUCAAGCCUAGUCUGAAAGGUCAGGAGGGCGUGCUAUUCGGUCUAGGCCUGAACGGCUUGAAGGGCACGUUGUUCAGGCCUGGCAUGAAUAGUCUGGAUUUUUUUAUGUUGCACAAACAAUAAUUUAAUUUUAAUUCUUGAAUUUAUGGAUGAAGGUAUAGUUUUUUUGUUUUUUGUUAAGUUAGAUUUUAUUUUUAAAACUUGAUCUAAUCAAAUUAAAAGUGGGUCAGAUAGGGAACAUGCCGGGUGAAAAAAGUUCUUCAUCAGAUCCGAUCUGACCAGGUUAGAGGCAAAAAGUGAAGGAUGAAUUUAGAUAUUCCAAGUCAAAAGUAGAGCGAAAUCCUGUUCCAAUUCGAUCCAUUGAAACCCCUGAUGUUAUAUAUAUUUUUAUAUAUAUAAAAUAUAUCAAAAAUUAUACUAUAUAUUAUAAUACAGAAUUCAAAACAAAACGUCAAAAUUAACCGAUAUCAAACUUUUCAUACCAAUUGAAAAUCUGGAAUUACUUCCAGAACGGGCACGAAGUGAAAUAAAACUAGGUUUUUUCUUGCCUUUGGUUUUACAAGAUCGGAGAUAUUGCACCCAGGUAAGUAAAUUAAAAAAAAAGAAUUUCUCUCUCCGAUGACCCAUUUUCUCGAAUUUAACAGCAGCAGCAAUGCCACGGCCACCAGCUUUGGCGGUCGAACAAGCAUGUAUCCGACGACAAGUGGACCGAUAAGCAGAUCUCCGAUGACACGAAACCUGUUUAUAUUCCUCUCCUAUUGGUUCCUCGGUUAGCAUCUUUUAGGUGUCGUUGCUAUGAUUGCCUUGUUGGUAUGCUGAAUUGGCUUGGGUUUUGAAGUUUGUUUCUGGGUUUUGGGUUUUGAAGCUUGUUACUGGGUUUGGAUUUGAUACUGCUACUUGUUUGAGAGAAUGUGUCUGUUACACACCAUCUCUAAGAUAGUUCAAAUUAUUGCAAUUGCACGGGUAAGAGGUGCAAAGUUUAGGUGCAUAGAGAGGGAGAGACGAGCACUUCUUCAGUUCAAAGAAGACCUUAUUGAUGAUUAUGGUGUUCUUUCUUCUUGGGGGGGCAAAGAAGAGAAAAGAGAUUGCUGCAAAUGGAUAGGAGUUGGCUGUGACAACAUAACUGGUCAUGUUACUUUGCUUGAUCUCCAUUCCUCACCUGUGUACGAGGAUCGUUUUACGCCUCUAAUAGGUAAGGUUAGUGAUUCAUUACUUGAGUUACAGUAUUUGAAUUACUUGGACCUGAGUUUGAAUAAUUUUGAUGAGAGUAUAAUGGAUUUUAUUGGCUCCUUAACCAGCCUGAGAUACUUGAACCUCUCAUACAACUUUUUCACUGUAACUAUUCCCUAUCAGCUUGGGAACCUCUCAAGAUUGCAAUCUCUUGACCUCAGCUAUAGUUUUGAUGGCAGUGUAGAAAAUCUUGACUGGCUUUCUCAUCUUUCUUCUCUAGAGCGUCUUUAUUUAAGUGGUUCCAACCUCAGUAAGGUAAAUGACUGGCUGCAAGUGAUUACAAACCUCCCGCACCUAAAAGAACUGCGAUUGAAUCAGUGUAGUCUUCCAGAUAUAAUUCCUUCACCUCCUUUUGUCAACUCUUCUAAAUUUCUUGCUGUCCUUCAUCUCUCUAAUAACAAUCUUUCUUCUGCGAUAUACCCCUGGCUGUACAACUUUAAUAAAAGCCUGGUUGACCUUGACCUUUCUGGUAACCAGUUAAAAGGUUCGAUUCCAGAUGCAUUCAGAAACAUGAGUGCUCUCACAAAACUUGUUCUUUCCAGUAAUCAGCUUGAAGGUGGCAUUCCAAGAUCUCUUGGGGAGAUGUGCAGCUUGCAUGUGCUAGAUUUGUGCCACAACCAUAUCAGUGAGGACCUUUCGGAUCUCGUGCAGAACUUAUAUGGACGCACAGAGAGCUCACUGGAGAUUUUGAGAUUAUGUCAGAAUCAACUUAAUGGUCCAUUGCCUGAUAUUGCUAGAUUUUCUUCCUUGAGAGAAUUGGAUAUCUCAUAUAAUCGACUCAAUGGGUGUAUACCUGAAAGUAUUGGAUUCCUUUCCAAGCUUGAGCAUUUUGAUGUUUCUUUUAAUUCUUUUCAAGGUGUGGUGUCUGGAGAACAUUUUUCUAACCUCUCCAAGUUACAGAACUUGGAUUUGUCUUACAAUUCCUUGGUUUUGAGAUUCAAAUCUGAGUGGGACCCCACUUUUCAAUUGAACACCAUUCGUCUUAGUUCAUGCAACUUGGGGCCUUUUUUCCCACAAUGGCUUCAAACUCAGAGAAAUGUCCAUUUGCUUGAUAUCUCCAGUGCUAAUAUUUCAGAUAAAAUCCCUAAUUGGUUUUGGAACCUGUUGCCUACCUUGGCUUUCUUAAAUCUAUCUCACAACUUGAUGAGUGGAACGCUGCCAGAUUUAUUGUCAGUUGAUGUGGUUGAUGGUACAUUCCCUGGGUUUGAUUUGAGUUUUAAUCAGUUUGAGGGUCUACUGCCAGCUUUUCCUUCUACGACAUCCUCAUUGAUUCUUUCUAACAAUUUAUUUUCAGGGCCAAUUUCUUACAUAUGCAAUAUUGCUGGUGAGGUAUUGAGCUUCCUUGAUCUGUCAAACAAUCUGUUGUCUGGACAACUUCCAAAUUGUUUCAUGGAUUGGAAGGGACUGGUUGUUCUGAAUUUGGCUAACAACAACUUGUCAGGCAAAAUUCCAAGCUCUGUCGGAUCAUUGUUUCUCCUUCAAACAUUGAGUUUACACAACAAUAAACUCUACGGAGAAUUGCCCGUGUCUUUAAAAAACUGUAGCAUGUUGAAAUUUUUGGACCUUGGUGAAAAUCGAUUAUCCGGAGAAAUACCAGCUUGGAUAGGAGAAAGCCUCUCAUCUUUGAUGUUCCUUUCCCUUCAAUCUAAUGAAUUCAUUGGAAGCAUCCCGCCACAUAUUUGUCAGCUAAGAAAUAUUAGGAUCUUGGACCUCUCCCUAAACAAUAUCACUGGAGCCAUACCAGAGUGUCUCAACAAUCUAACUGCUAUGGUUCUAAGAGGGGAAGCAGAAACUGUCAUUGACAAUCUUUACUUGACAAAGAGACGUGGAGCAGUUUUUUCUGGAGGCUACUAUAUCAAUAAGGCAUGGGUUGGAUGGAAAGGAAGAGAUUAUGAAUUUGAGAGAAAUCUUGGACUGUUGCGUGUCAUUGAUUUUUCAGGCAACAAUUUAUCUGGAGAAAUUCCAGAGGAAAUAACUGGCCUGCUUGAGUUGGUUGCACUGAACUUGUCAGGAAAUAAUUUAACUGGAGUAAUCCCUCAAAAGAUUGAUCAUUUGAAAUUGUUAGAAUCUCUUGAUUUGUCAAGAAAUCAUUUCUAUGGUGCAAUUCCACUCACAAUGGCUGCUCUAAAUUUUUUAAGUUGCUUGAAUGUCUCCUGCAAUAAUUUGUCUGGGAAAAUUCCAUCGAGCACUCAGCUUCAAAGCUUUGAUGCAUCAGCUUUUACAGGCAAUCCUGCACUGUGUGGUCUACCAGUCACCCAGAAAUGCCUUGGAGAUGUUGAUGUGCCUCAAAGUCCAGCGAUGAAUGAUGUAAUCCAAGACAAUCAAAAAACUGUGCAUGAGUUCAGUAUGUGGUUUUAUAUUGGCAUGGAAAAUGGUUUUUUUGUAUUUUUUAUUGGAUUUUCGGGUGCAUUACUGCUCAAGCAUUCUUGGAGACAUGGCUAUUUCCAGUUUUUGGAUGAAUCAUUGGAAUUCCUCUGCUUGAUACUGAGAGCGCAUAGGGCAAAACAAAAAAGGCUACACCCAAACUCUUGCAGUUAGGUUUGAGAGACGGUCUUUACACAUUAUGUUUACAAGGAUUCUCUGCUGCCCCAGAAUCAUGGUUCUUUUGCUUGUGGAGAAGUCUCCAUCAUUGUUUGUGUAGCUUGUUGCUGUAUUCAUGGUUUGGUAAAUCACCUUUCUUCGAAUCAUCUGUCUUUACUCGAAGUAUCGAAUUUUUUCUUUCUGCUUCAAGGUUGAACAUAUUUUGAUGUGUUAUGUAACAGCUGUGCCUGUAGUCGGUGGAUUAAUUUAAUGCUGUUGCUAGUCUUAUAAUGAAAGUGGAAGGAUGCUCAAGUGAUUUAUGCUGAAUGAACCUCAACAUUUUGAGAUGA
Populus trichocarpa (black cottonwood) is the source of this 4221-nucleotide messenger RNA. Its product is annotated as receptor-like protein EIX2. Lineage: Eukaryota; Viridiplantae; Streptophyta; Magnoliopsida; Malpighiales; Salicaceae. The record is from RefSeq and is a predicted model, not a curated record. The transcript is spliced from 3 exons. The coding region runs from base 1031 to 3889 and encodes 952 amino acids. Gene Ontology annotation, molecular function: protein binding.